Canis lupus familiaris (dog) is the source of this 2051-nucleotide messenger RNA. RefSeq names its product ephrin A2 (gene EFNA2). Gene Ontology annotation, molecular function: ephrin receptor binding. Gene Ontology annotation, biological process: ephrin receptor signaling pathway; axon guidance; osteoclast differentiation. Gene Ontology annotation, cellular component: plasma membrane. The transcript is spliced from 4 exons. The coding region runs from base 1 to 645 and encodes 214 amino acids. The record is from RefSeq and is a predicted model, not a curated record. Lineage: Eukaryota; Metazoa; Chordata; Mammalia; Carnivora; Canidae.
AUGGCGCCCGCGCAGCGCCCGCUGCUGCCGCUGCUGCUGCUGCUGCUCCCGCUGCCGCCGCCGCCGCCCUUCGCGCGCGCCGAGGACGCCGCCCGCGCCAGCUCGGACCGCUACGCCGUGUACUGGAACCGCAGCAACCCCAGGUUCCACGCGGGCGCGGCGGACGACGGCGGGGGCUACACGGUGGAGGUGAGCAUCAACGACUACCUGGACAUCUACUGCCCGCACUACGGGGCGCCGCUGCCGCCGGCCGAGCGCAUGGAGCACUACGUGCUGUACAUGGUCAACGGCGAGGGCCACGCCUCCUGCGACCACCGGCAGCGCGGCUUCAAGCGCUGGGAGUGCAACCGGCCCGCGGCGCCCGGGGGGCCGCUCAAGUUCUCGGAGAAGUUCCAGCUCUUCACGCCCUUCUCCCUCGGCUUCGAGUUCCGGCCCGGCCACGAGUACUACUACAUCUCUGCCACGCCGCCCAAUGCUGUGGACCGGCCCUGCCUGAGGCUGAAGGUCUAUGUCCGGCCGACCAACGAGACCCUGUACGAGGCCCCUGAGCCCAUCUUCACCAGCAAUAACUCGUGCAGUGGCCUGGGCAGCUGCCAGCUCGUCCUCAGCACUGUCCCUGUGCUCUGGACACUCCUGGGCUCCUAGUCUUGGCCCGCCUGGAUGGUCCCCCUGGACGGUCCCCCUGGACGGCCUGCCUGCCGGAUGGUCCCCCUGGACGGCCUCGCCUGGACGGUCCUCCUGGACGGUCCCUCUGGACGGCAUCGCCUGGACAGUCCUCCUGGAUGGCCCACCUGCUGGACGGUCCCCCUGGAUGGCGUCGCCUGGAUGGUCCCUCUGGAUGGCGUCGCCUGGACUGUCCCCCUGGACGGCCUCGCCCGGACGGCCUCGCCUGAAGACCACACAGACACUCCAUUUCUCCCAUGAGGGGUGCUGCCCCUGCCGGGUGGGGGGCGUCCAGCGCCCCGGGACCCGCCCUGGGGGGUGCGUGGCUAAGGGUCCUGAGGCCCGAGGGGCCAGGCCAGCCCUUCCAGAGUGCCGGAGAACCUAAGAACCUCUUGGCAGUGGUUUUGUUUUAUGGCAGACUCAGAAAGACUUGAGUUUCUAAUUUAAUUUAUUCCUUGCUGUUGCUGGUGACUUUGGGAAGGAAACAGAAGGGAUGGGCGGGGGGGGGGGGGGGGCUCCCGGUCCCGGGGGCACGGGCCUCAGGAGACCCCCGGUCAGCUCACUCCGUUUGUCUUGCGGGGUCCUGGCUGGCGCCGCCCUGCACCUCCCUCGGGCCCGGGGGGAAGGGGGGAGUGAGCAGUGGCCCCAGGCCCCCCGGAAUCUGAGCCCACCCCAGCCCCUGCCUCACUCGCCUCCCUCGGGGGCUCCUUUCCCAGAGUGGAAAUCCAGGAUGUUUCACCGGAGGCCACAGCCCCCUCCGAGUCCCAGGCCCCCGAGUCUAGAACCCCUUGGGCGCCCCCCCGCCCCGCGCAGCCUCACCUGCCGGCCGCCGAGGCCCAGAAGACAUGACGUUUCUGUAAAUAGAGCCAGCAAGUAUAUAUACUGUGAUUUAUUUUUACUGUAUUCCUAAGGACGGCCUGGAAAGUCUCUCUCUCUCUUUUUUUUUCCCCUUCCCGGGAGGGGGGGCACUUUUUUUGGCGGGGGUGGGGGUGGGGGGACUCUUUAGAGUAGAAGCCACACUUCGCAAUAAGCUCAGUUGUCUGUCGGAGCCCCCUCCCCUUGCUCCCGGAACUAACCAUGUUUGUAAGAGAAAACAGGACGAAGCAAAACGCCGGGGGGAGCCCACCCCCAGAAAAAGACACCCCCCGACCCUUUAAAGAAGCAAACAGCAUUUAUACAGAUUUCAUAUUUCUACCCGCCUUUCCUGAUCUGUGUUUUCUAUAUAUUCUAUAUAAGUAUAUAUGGUGCGGGGCUGCCAGGUGGGGCUUUUGUAGGGGCAGCGGGCGGGCGGCGUGGCCACGCCUGGAGCUGGCGGCGCGGACUCCCCCUCCGUUACAAUCAACUUUGAAUUCUGUAUUUUUUUAUAAUAAAACGAGUGUAAACCUCCA